AUGGCGAAGAUUAUAUUUAUAUUUUGUGCCUUAAUACCUUAUAUAUUUGCUCAGUGCACAAUUGAAAAAGCGGAACCCUUUUUCUCUAGAUCGGUAUACGAGUUCUCCAUAGACUUGGUGAGAAGAAUCGCGCAAGACACUGACUAUCAUUUCGUGGCAUCAACUCUCUCACCUUGGACACUACUUGCCUAUACCUCCCUCGGUGCUGCCGACAACACUUUAGAAGAACUCAACACUAUUUUAAGGUUGCAUCCACACAAAUGUUUCAAUAAGAAAUUCUUCGAAAUAACGAAAAGUAUCUACUCACCGGCUGCCGAUACAACGCUAGAAGGAACUUCAGCUAUAUUCGUUGAUGAAAGAAUACCGGUAAAAGAGAUGUUCAAAAAUAAAGUUAGGAGGGCCGGCGUAUGUGAAGUAAAACAAGUAUCGUUUGAUAAUUAUGAUUACGUUGCAGCUUAUAUAAAUAAUUAUGUAAAAACGGCAACGAACGGAGCUAUAGAUGAAAUAGUACUCGCAAGUGAUUUGGAGAAUGUGGCUCUAAUGAUUAUAGAUGCUUUACGAUUUAAAGGUACUUGGAAAAUUCCUUUCGACAUCGCCGAGACAGAAGAAAGUUCAUUUUAUGACGAUAUGAACAACAAAGUAGGCGAUGUAAACCUUAUGUUUGUAACCGAUAACUACAAUAUCAAAUUAAUGGAUAAAAUAAACGCCACGAUUGUUGACCUGCCCUAUAGUGAUGACAGAUUUUCUCUGUUACUAUUCGUGCCUUAUGAUGGCACCAAACUGAGCAACGUCAUAUAUUCUCUAAAAGAAAUCAGUCUAAAAUCAAUAUUCUCAUUUUUUAAAGAACACGAACCGCAAGAAGGAAUAAUACAGUUACCUCGAUUCAAGAUUUCAUCAGACCUAAAUAAUCUAAAAGAACUUUUCAUUGAUAUGGGAUUGAGAACAAUAUUUGACGGUAACCAAGCCCAAUUCCCAGAUAUUUCGGACUAUCCGUUAUUUAUCUCUAACCUUAUACAGAAAGCUGACAUAGAAGUGACAGAAGAGGGCACGGUAGCAAGUGCAGCAUCGAAAGCAGAAUUUUCGUUCAAGAGUCUCCCGUUUGUUGUGGCUGCAAACAAGCCGUUCUUCUUCAUGAUUGUGGACAAAAAAACUGUAAUCCCAGUCUUCGCAGGUGCUUACUCUAAACCAAGCAAGUACUAA
This is a messenger RNA of Parnassius mnemosyne (clouded apollo), 1200 nucleotides long. NCBI's taxonomy places the organism in Eukaryota, Metazoa, Arthropoda, Insecta, Lepidoptera, Papilionidae. The record is from the annotation of a GenBank genome assembly.